This is a messenger RNA of Lutra lutra (Eurasian river otter), 2097 nucleotides long. It is a transcript of the gene DNAJC21, whose product is annotated as DnaJ heat shock protein family (Hsp40) member C21. Gene Ontology annotation, molecular function: zinc ion binding; nucleic acid binding. Bases 180 to 1778 code for a protein of 532 amino acids. The record is from RefSeq and is a predicted model, not a curated record. The transcript is spliced from 12 exons. Gene Ontology annotation, cellular component: cytoplasm. NCBI's taxonomy places the organism in Eukaryota, Metazoa, Chordata, Mammalia, Carnivora, Mustelidae.
CGCGCGCUUCCGCCACCCCGCGCCGCUGCCGCCGCCGCCGCGCUCGCUGGCUGGCCGGGUGUGGGCGCCGGACUCCCGCUGCCGAAGAGGACCAGCAGCGCCGCCGCCACCCCUUCGGCCCGGGCCCGGGCCCCGGCCCCGCCCCGGGCCCCGGCCCCAGCCCCUUGCCCGGCCGGGCGAUGAAGUGUCACUACGAAGCGCUGGGGGUGCGGCGCGACGCCAGCGAGGAGGAGCUCAAGAAGGCCUAUCGGAAGCUGGCCCUGAAAUGGCACCCGGAUAAAAAUCUGGAUAAUGCCGCAGAAGCAGCUGAACAAUUUAAAUUAAUCCAAGCAGCGUAUGACGUGUUGAGUGACCCUCAGGAAAGAGCAUGGUAUGAUAAUCAUAGAGAGGCUCUCCUUAAAGGUGGGCUUGAUGGGGAAUAUCAGGACGACAGCUUAGAUUUGCUUCACUACUUCACUGUGACCUGUUACUCUGGUUAUGGAGAUGAUGAGAAGGGCUUUUAUACAGUUUAUCGUAAUGUUUUUGAGAUGAUUGCGAAGGAGGAGCUAGAAUCUGUGUUAGAAGAGGAGAUGGAGGAUUUCCCCACUUUUGGAGACUCCCAGAGUGACUAUGAUACGGUCGUCCAUCCUUUCUAUGCCUAUUGGCAGAGUUUCUGCACUCAGAAGAACUUUGCAUGGAAGGAAGAAUAUGAUACGCGACAAGCUUCAAACCGCUGGGAGAAACGAGCCAUGGAAAAAGAAAACAAAAAGAUUCGCGACAAAGCAAGGAAGGAGAAGAACGAGCUGGUGCGCCAGCUGGUUGCGUUCAUCCGCAAGAGAGAUAGGAGAGUGCAGGCGCACCGGAAGCUGGUGGAGGAGCAGAACGCCGAGAAGGCCAGGAAGGCGGAGGAGAUGAGGCGGCAGCAGAAGCUGAAGCAGGCCAAACUGGCCGAGCAGUACAAAGAACAGAGCUGGAUGACCAUGGCCGACCUGGAGAAGGAGCUCAAGGAGAUGGAGGCGCGCUACGAGAAGGAGUUUGGAGAUGGAUCAGAUGAAGAUGAGAUGGAGGAAUCUGAUCUCAAAGAUGGGCAUGAUGGUAGAGACAGUGAUGAAGCUGAGGAUGCUGAGCUGUACGACGGCCUUUACUGCCCAGCGUGCGACAAAUCUUUCAAGACAGAAAAGGCCAUGAGGAAUCAUGAAAAAUCAAAAAAGCAUCGGGAAAUGGUUGCCUUGUUAAAACAACAGCUGGAGGAGGAGGAAGAAAAUUUUUCAGGACCUCAAACUGAUGAAAAUCCAUUGAAUGCCAAUUCUGAGGAAGAAAUAGAAGAUGCACCAAAACAAAAGCUUUCUAAAAAACAGAAAAAAAAGAAACAGAAACCAGCACAGAAGUAUGAUAGUAAUUUCAAUGAAAAUGGAACUGGAGAAGAAGUAAAGGUUGAAUCAGAAGAUACCAACUUAAAUCAAGACCGUGCCAAAGAAUUAGAUGGGAGUCUCCAAGAAAGUAUCAGUGUCACUGAGACUGUCGAAUUCUGUGAUGAUCCAAAAAGUGAAGCUAAGAAUGCUCCUAAACCCAAAGGGAAGAAAGCCAAAGACAUGAAAAAAUCUGUCAAAGUACCUGCUGAACCACAGACAGUGAGUGAUGUUCUUAUCAGCUGUGCAACCUGCCAUAGUGAAUUUCCAUCCCGGAAUAAACUUUUUGACCAUCUGAAAGCCACAGGUCAUGCAAGAGCACCUGCAUCGUGUUCUUUAAACAGUGUAACAAGUAGUCGAAGCAAGAAAGAGAAACGUAAAAACAGAUAGAAAUCCUGCCAACGUUUUUUUCUUUUUGAUUGUCUCUAGAUUUUGAAACCAAUAACUGAACUGAAGUCAUCUAAAGAGUUAAAAUUUCGGUGAUCUGCAAUUUAUUGCAUUGUGGAAGAUUAUUUUUUAUCUUGUAAAAACAUUUUUUUUGUUUAAUAUAUAUUUUUUAAACAUUUCAUUAGUGAUUGAAUUCUACUUUGCCAUCUGGAUUGACUUGAAUGUUUCAAAACAGGUACAUAUUGUAAAGUAUGCGUUUUUGACUUCUGUUGGCUCACAUGGACAGAAAUGUACAGGGAGAAUUAAAUUAUUUUAACACAUA